AUGGAUGUUCGACUGCGCAUCUUCCGUAUGUCCGGCCAAUGGCAGUUUGAGCGCGGCGAUGAGGCUCACUCGUUGCUUUGUGGACGAUUGCUCGUCAGCGAGCCGUCUGCGAGCGUCCAUGCGACGCAGCAGCGUCGUGUGGGCAGCACAGAGGAAGCGCACGGCGGUGACUCUGGCAGCACACAGGCAGCACACAGGCCAGCGACCCCGGCCAGAGUCACUGCCGUGCCUAAUGCUCGCUCGUCCACGUCGUCACCGCUGCCAACCCUCGCCCGCUCGCAGCUAAGAGCUGGCUCGCAACCGCCAGACGCUGCUGGCCUGCUGUGGUUGGAUGGAGCAUCCGGGCGUGGAUCGCUGAUCAAGGGGCACUCCGGUGUCUCCGGUCUCCAGCGAGCAAAUAACAGCUCGCGAGCCAAAUAG
This is a messenger RNA of Schizosaccharomyces japonicus yFS275, 420 nucleotides long. RefSeq lists its product as hypothetical. The record is from RefSeq and is a predicted model, not a curated record. Lineage: Eukaryota; Fungi; Ascomycota; Schizosaccharomycetes; Schizosaccharomycetales; Schizosaccharomycetaceae. The transcript has a single exon. The coding region runs from base 1 to 420 and encodes 139 amino acids.